Messenger RNA from Stegastes partitus (bicolor damselfish), 3752 nucleotides. Its product is annotated as tumor necrosis factor receptor superfamily member 10B-like. Lineage: Eukaryota; Metazoa; Chordata; Actinopteri; Pomacentridae. The record is from RefSeq and is a predicted model, not a curated record. Bases 225 to 1571 code for a protein of 448 amino acids. Gene Ontology annotation, molecular function: protein binding. The transcript has 10 exons. Gene Ontology annotation, cellular component: plasma membrane; cell surface. Gene Ontology annotation, biological process: positive regulation of apoptotic process; TRAIL-activated apoptotic signaling pathway.
CGUGAAGCUCAGAGCGAGUCUCCUCUCUGAGAAAACCGCCGUCAAGUUUUGACACUAACAAGACUAAACUCAUGACAGAGACCGGGCGACGUGUAGAUUUAAGGUUGUGUGGCCCUUUUCUUCUUCACUGUGAGCGCAUGUGGGUUUUUUACAGACUUUAAACUGGUGGUUUGUAACGCGACGUCCAGCUGCCUGGGAUCGUCUCUCAUCUCGAAGUUCCCAAGAUGAACUUCGGUCCGGUGGUCGGGAAACUUUAUGUGUGGGUGGCGGCGCUCUUCAUCGGGUUUGUUUGCCAAGCAGCGGAGCCUCCAGCACCUCAGUGGUCCAGCGAUGAAUACAGAAACCUCACCGUUCGACGACAUAGAACAUGUGUCGAGAAUGAGCAGUACCUCCACCAGGGUCUCUGCUGCCAGAAUUGCCAAGCCGGAACCUUUGUGCAGAAGGCCUGUGAAAGAGACCAAGAGCAGGGCACCUGUCUGUCUUGUGAGCAUGGACAGACCUACACGGAGCACUCCAAUGGGAUGAACCGCUGUUUGCCGUGUACCCACUGUCGCUCAGAUGAGAUUGUAACGGACUCCUGCACCACAACUACAGACACCAGGUGCCAGUGCAGACAAGGUACCUUCUGUGUUCCAGAUCAGGCCUGUGAAGUCUGCAAACGCUGUGCCAAGUGUAAAUCAGGGGAGGAGGAAGUGAAGAAGUGCACGCCCUUUUCCAACACAGUGUGUCGAAAACGGGAUCCAUCGCCGACUGAAACCACUCCAGCUCUCCCAUCGCCGUCCCCGACUUCUGCAGCAGACAUUGUCACUCCUGUCUGCAUUUUACUGGCCGUCAUCAUCGUCAUCGUCCUUGCUGCCCUGGCUGUGUGGUGGUUCAUAUUCAAGCAGCAUUUAUGUGAAGUACCAUGUUUGAAGAGCCACUGUGACUCCAGUGAAAUUGUGAAGAUUCCUAUUGAUGAGAACGGAGCCACAGCAGAGGAGAGACAGAAUAACCAAAACGCAGGUCUGGAGGGCGAGGAGUCUCGCCCGGAGUCACGGCCUCUGCUGCAGGAGACCCAGCCUGGGAUGACCAAGGCCUCCUCUCCCGAAGAUGAGGACCGAGGACUAGGGGACAGUUUGCCCAACACUACUAGUUCAUCUCAGACUAGCCUGUCAGCCCUGCCCACUGCAGCUUCCUCUGGUAACACCCCACACCAGAGCCCCACCGCCUUCAGACCGCAGGCUGCAGACAUGGAUGAUCCUCUGCGACAUCGAUUGGUGCCACUACAAGGAUCAGAAAAAUCCCUAAGAAAGAGCUUCGACUUGUUCGACGAGUACCUGGACGUACGGAUCCACAACAAGUUCUUCAGAAUGAUUGGAGUCAGUGACAACCACAUUCGCAUCGCAGAGAACGGCCCCUCGUCUGACAAGGUGUAUGAACUGCUGAAGAACUGGAUGCAGAGGCAGGGACUAAAAGCCGACAUCAACGACCUGCUGGAGGCUUUGCUAAGUAUGGACCAGCGACGCUCGGCCGAGAGCAUCGCCUCUGCGGCCCUCAGAAGGGGCUACUACAAGCACGCAGACACGCCCUGACGCUGCAAAGGAAGUAAACACAAAGUACUCAAGACAAGAAAAACUAAAAGCACAUAGACACUGUCGGUGGACACUGUGUCUCAUGAACAGGCUUACCUCUUUGUGGCUGACCAGCCAUGUAUUCAAAAGCCAGUAGUUUUAAAAAGAAAAACAAAAAGGGGAAAGUCAAGCUGUAUUGAUCAGUGGUGUGAGGAUGUUGACUACUCGCCAAAUGCCGAACGGUAGUAAAUGACAACUGAGAGAAAGUUCUGUGGUCAGAUUCAACAUUACCACCAAAGAUGACAAUGUUUUCCUAAAAAAGAAGAAAAACAUGAAGGUGUCAACUCUCGCAGGCAGAAAUGGCUGCAGGUUUUAAGCUCUAGAGAAGCAACGUGCAGCCAAAUACUGAAAACUUAAAAGUCUCUGGCCGUGUGUCACUCAUCUGGUCCCUCUCCAGAUCGUAAUACGCUGCCCGGAGACAGAUAUACACUGGUUUGUAGGCGUGGCAUUAGAUAUGUCACUAAUACUGUGCCUCUUUGAUGCACUGACCUCAGGCACAUGUAGGAUUUGAAACAACAGUCAUGCUAUAUUUGUUGUUUUGUAGAUUUAGGCUUCUCUGACCCCAUAUAUGUCGGUUCAUGAUUCUUUUACUGACUAACAGUAGGAAAAUAUUGUCCAUUUGUUGCAAAAUACUUUUACUAAUCACAAACUUUACCUCUUCAACACCGUUUGAUAAUCUAAUGCAUUUAUUUAGGUGUCAUUUUUUUUUCAUUGCAGUUUCAUAAUGUUCCUUGAGCAUAGUGAUUCAGAAAUGGUGUAGAUUUUGUACAAUCUAGUCACAUCAGAAAUGUUUUCGGUCUCGUUUAUGUUCAGUGUUACACACGACAUUGUAGAAGGAAUUUCACCAGCUGUUUCUGUUGGGACAGCUGUUAAUUGUUUAGUAAAAAUGUUUCCUUGUAACUUGGAAAACUUCAAAGGUCAUUUUAUUUAUUGACAUAUUUAUUUUAAUGAAUAAUAAUUAUCUCUCAUUAUUUAUACCAUUGCCAAAACCACCCUGGAACACACACACACACACACACACAUACACACAGUGUUCAUGCUGUGUUAGUCAACAGGGCAAAAUGACUGAGAUCAAAAUCUUUCAAGUUGUAAUUGUGGUGUUUUGUUCAACUCUGUUCCUGCUUGCUGCGCUGUCUUUAGUGCGACGCUCCGGUCCACGCGGUCAUCAUUUGUUCACAUUGCAGGUUUCACUACACAGUGUUGAAGCCUCUGUGAUGCCUAAUGCAGAAUGUGUCCUCUCAAAUUGGACUUAAAGUUACUUCGAAAACGAGGAGUCUGAUCAUUUUCGUGAAUCGACUGACCAGUAGUACAUGUCAGUGGUUACGUGGGGUGCAGGUACGGAAUGUUUUGUCUUGAUUAGACUCAGACAAGAUGAAGGAAACCUUUUCUGGAUUUAAGAAGAAGCCCAAAUUUAUUUCCCCAGUUCUCUCCCUUGUACAUACACAGUAUAUGUCCAGAGAGCUUAGAGGCCUCACAAAGUGUGUUUGUAUAUAUGCAGCUUUAUUAACAAGCCAAAAUAAGUAGAGUGAGGUAUGAAGUUAUUGAGGAUAACAGAAACAUCGGCCAGAGUGGUUGCUGUUGAUGUUGUUGAACUUUUUUUUUUUGCCCAUUUUUCUGCAGUCUCUUAUGUAUAAAGGAAAGAGUUAUAUAUUGUUGCUGAAGAGUGAUGCUACAGUGCUGGCACUGCCAUCUAUUGACAGACAAUGAAAAUACAGCCUGCAUCAAUUUCUAGGGACCUACACGCCCCUGUCAUUCUCCCUUAAUCUUCUUUUUUUUAACACAUCCAUUUUUCAACUGAUCACAUUUUUUUCUUUUUAAAAAUUCCUCUUGGCCUUUCCUGACGUAGCGUAGCAGUGAAUAGGCUUCAGUGCAUGUUGUUUACUCUGUGUGUCAGAUCAUGUGAGUGUACGUCUGUUUCCUUCUUUUUUAAAAAUAUUUUCUGUGUUUUUAUAUAUUUCAAGUCCUGAGCUGUUCAGUUAACUUCUUUUUACUCAUGUAAAUCCUUCCUGUUCAGCGUUAACAUUUCCUCCCUUAGUUAUUGUUUGCUUGUCAUGGAUUUCAGAUAUAAAUGAUGCAAAUACAUUGAAGCUGUUUUUAUGUAAAUUUCAAAUAAAUGUUUUGUACAGAUACUCUUGUUUAAAA